UUCUUACCAUAGAUAUACAUAUAUGAUGUAAUCUAGUUAGCAGCCGGUUUAAGGUAGCUAGGGACUUGAGAGAUGUUUUGUCAGUAGUAACAAGGAAAAUGCACUCUCCUGAUUGUAAUCGCGGUCAAUUUGUUUAAAAGAAAUUAUUGCAAUGUUUAUAUUCAAGAUGAGCUAGACGUGCAGAAAACCAAGCAACAGCUGUAUUCAGGCAAAUAUGGAGGAAACCAAGGACGAGCUGGUGCAUCUUUGUAUGAACCAUCCUGAGGGUCUCUCCAUAUUCAAGAUUCACAAUCUUUACCUGAAGGCCUACAACAAGCCUCUAGAUCUGGGGGGCUCCAACAGGUUGUUGGCACUAGAGACAUUGUUGAAGACCAUGCCUGACCAGCUUUGCUUCUCGUCUACUAGUGGUCUAACUGUAUGGCCUGUCGUGUCUGGUCUACAGACAACUACAUAUUGUUCAUCUUCGUCAUCAUUAGCUUCGUCAGAAGCAUCAGAAGCAGCAGCUCUUGGGUGCUCACCUCAGACCAGUGAAGCUGUGCGCCUGAACCAGCUGAAAGGAGAGGUGUUACGCAUGCUCAGCUCUGCCCCUGGUGGUCUGGAGGUGCCUAAGUUGCGUACCACCUACAAACAGAUGUACGGCAGGCAGCUGAAACUAGGAGAAUAUGGUCUGGCAGGCCUACAGGAGUUGUUUGCUGCCCUGGGGGACCAGGUGUGUGUGGAGAGACUGAACAAGAUGAACGUGGUCAGGUUAAGCAUUCCUGGGGACCAGAAGGAAUUCACACAGACACAGCUGUGGCCUGUACAGGAGACAAAGCAGGAGGGAGUACAAAUAGAAGACAAGAAUGUCAACACAAGCUUAUCAGGAGCUCUGCCCAGGAAGACAGCAAUGUCUGAGACUAAGAACAUCCAGAGGAAAAUCAUAGACCUGGUGGAGCAGCACCCAGAAGGGAUUCCCCUGAAGAAGCUGACAGUCUUCUACAGCCAGAAGUAUCACCAAAACCUCACUCUGUCCUCGCUGGGAUUCAGCUCCACAAACAGCCUGGUGGCCUCUCUGGGGAAGGAGCUCUUUGUGGACCAGGACCUGGUCUUUCACAGGGCCCAUAAGGAAGCUGCUGGAGCUGCAUCAAAGGCAGCAGACGAGGCAAAAAAAAAGCCUCAAACUCGACCUGGGAAGGACCCACCAUUGAGACCCCUUCCCCCGAAAGCCGGAGUGCUGAAAACACUACCUUCGUCCACUGCCAAAAUAAGCUUUGGUUUCAGCUUUGAUUCCGGGUCUGAACCCAUACAGUCAUCCCAAGCUUCUAACUAUGGGCCUCCCCCAAGCUCUGGGUCAUUCCUUGAGACGUCCUGUCCCUCUACACCCCCAUCUGCUGUCCCACGUUCCUCCCCUCUCCUCUCGUUCUCCAGAACAGUGAACCAGACAGAAGAGUUGACUGAGGAAGAGCUGCUAGACCGAGUUAGACAAGUGAUAAAGGUUUACCCCCCUGCUGCCAUGACGAUUGCCCAGCUUCAGAAUGGAUACUUCCUGCAGUUUGGCAGCCCUCUUCCUCUCCACCAGUACAAGUCUUUGUAUAACAACUUUGAGAAACAACCGGCAAAGUCCUGUUCACCUGCAGGCCCGAGAGAGUCCGGAGCAGAGAAACCAACAGGCACACCAAAGAGGGCAGAGAGUAGGGAGGAAAAAUCUCUUCCUUCCACACCCUUGAACAACGGAUACCUGCCGAAUUGGAUUGACUCUAAAACAGAGUUCCCCCUGUUAUUAACACCCUCCCAGCCCUCUGUCAAGCCCCAAAGCUUCCUGCCUGGUACCUCUGUGUGGGACUCUGACUUCCCAGCACCUAAAGAGGAAACAAGACUGAACAGAGCCCAAGAGCGGAAGCCGCUCAAUGCGGGACAGAGGGAAGGAAACAUCCCUGUCUUUAGAGAGGCCUACUGUGCGCAGCUCAGGGAGGUGCAUGGAGCUAACAUACGGGCUGUGGAGGCACAGGCUAAUGAAGGGGAGGAGGAGGAGGAUGGAAUGACGAGAAGAAGGAGGAAGAAAGCUCUGGAUCCUGAGGUGGUGAACAGUCUGGUGGAGGACGUCAUUCGAGACAUUGCAACUGAGGGAGAUCUUGUCACCAGAGAGAAGGUGAUCUCCCGGGUGUGCAGGCUGAUGCAGGUCCCGUCUCUGGAGGCAGGCAGGAUAGACCUCCGCUGGCAGAUACCAGCUCUAAAGGAGCUGCAACGCACCCUACGGGAGGUCAACAUGUUCAUAGAGUCUGCAGAGGCUGUGACCGCGAUGUGUACUCUGUAUGAGCUGGGUCAGAACCUGGCUGGUUUGAAGGACAGGAAGCGCUUUGAGGAGCUAAACCUGGGACCGCUGUGUAAACUACCACUCGUCCACCGCAUGUUCAAGAUAGACAGCAACACCAAGGACGAGGACAUUCAUCAGAUCGAGACUGUUGACAUACUGAGGAGCCUUCGUGUGUUUAGGAGGAAACAGUGCAAGCCCAAGGUGGACCUGGCUGAGUUUAUGAAGCACCUGUCUGACCAGUACAACUGUGAAUCUCCCUACGAACUGGGCAUCCGUAUACACAGCGUGGGCCUGCCCAUAGCCACCUUACAGAAGGCUGUGAAUUGUGAGCAUGCGUGUAUGGAGCGUGCCCGGGAGGCCAUCCAGAGGGAGGUGGAGGAGGAGGUGGGAGAGAGGUUGAGGAAGAUGAAGAGGGCCGUGAUGGAGGGAGCACAGGGUCCCGUACUCUUCUCCUCUUUCGGGAGUGCGGAACUGAGAAAGAAGUACGUUACCAUGACGUCAGCCGAGGCUGUGUUUGAGGUCUUCACCAAUGCAUCUGGGAUCUUUAACCCCAAGAUGACCAAGUUGGUGCAGGACUUCCUGUUGCGGGUGUCAUCGGACCGUCUGGCCAUGGCCUUGUUCCAGCUGGCUAUCUGUGGGGGGUCUCUGGCUGCUCCUCAGGACCUGGUGCCCAAAGAGAAGCCUUCCAGACACAAACAGGAGACGAGAGCUGAGGAAAAACCACAGACCACGCCCCCCAGUGAAGCUACAGUCAAGAACUUCCUGAAGGAGAGCCUAUCGAGUCACAGCUCUGUGCUCACUCUGGCCCAUGUGGCGUCUUUAGAGAGGAAAUUGGCCAAGCACUUCCAGGUCACAGAAUUCACAUCUCUCGAACAGGGAUCGUUCCUGGAUUUCCUGGUCAAACAGGCCCAGGUCCUGCAGGAGACAGUUGGAGGCACUGUGGUUGUGGGAAGCAGCAGUAGUAGUGGUCCCGACUGGCAGGGGCUGGGCUGUGGCUUCAGACCCAGCAGACAAGAUGUCUUUGAGUUCAUCAAACAGUUUGGCGCUUCAACAGCCAAUGACCCAGAUGGGCUGUCCCACAUGGAGUGUUGUCUGAGGGCUCACUAUGGGGUGAGGGACAGUCGGGACCUUGGACUGGGUCCUCUAAAGACUCUGGUCGGGCUGGUGCAGCGCCAGAGAGAGUUCAAUCUGGGAGGAGGACUCAGCCAGGUCCGCUACGAGGUGGCGCUUCUCCCCAGAGACACAAGUAUGAGCAGUAGUGUAGGUGAGGCCCAGCUGAUGGUGGGUCUCCUUGGGGACAUAUCUCAGACCGAGGCCCUGUCCUGUCUCCUCGCCUGCCCUCUACUGGAGGACCUGGGUCAGUGGAGUCAGUGGGAGUUGGUCUUCAGGCCCCACCAUGGAGCUCUCAAAGACUUCAUUGACAGGAACGCUGGGAGUACAGACCUGUCCGCAUUGGAGGUGUCCCCGGGCGUCCUCCUCCGGGUCAGUACCUGUACUGGCAUCAAGCUCUUCUCCGACGCCGCCAUGAGCCUUGACCCCGUGGGGACAGCCGGACACCUGGUCUCUAUUGUGGUGGCUGAUGGGAUAGCUGACGCCCCCACCACCCUCCUGGCCAAUCACGUGGAGAGUUCCCUGGCCGCCGCGGUGGCAAAGGAAGAUCUGUCUCGGGCUGAGGAGAAUGGUUCAUGUUUCAGCCCCGUGGCUCACUUCCUCCUGGACUGUCUGGUCCGCAUUCCUGCCAAAACCUGCCGGUCCCUACUGCAACAGGUGUUCCUGGAGCCUUUCUCUCGGGUGCUGGGGGGCCAGGCCAAGUCGAAAGCGGUGCUGCUAUCAACGGCCCGGUUCAGUCUGCGCCACCUUAACUGUCUGCACCAGCUGGGCAUCGUGCUGGGCAUCACAGACUGGAUCAAGGACUACCAAACCAAGCUCAAGCCACAGACGAUUCAGGAUCUCAGCCAGCCCCGAACACCAGCAGCAAACCAGACAAAGUCUACUCCUUUGGACACUGAGAACAGCAGUCUCUCUCAGGCUCUCAGUGAGGAUGAAUUGUUCCCAGAAGACUACAGCUCUGACUCCUCCCUCCUAACCCCACCACUAAACCAAGACGGCGGGGAAGAAGACAAGGAUGAAGACGAGGAGUUGUAUGAGCUGACCACUCGCAGCCCGGACACACCCUCGGACACGCGCGGUGACGUUGAUAUGGAGGAUUAUGGAGAGGAAGAACGUUCAUUAACUGAGUCGAAGACGGCGGGCGCUGCUGAAAGCAGAGUGGGUCCACACAAGGCCAUAAUCGAUGAUAUCAGGAAGAGUCAGUUUGGUAUUGGAGUAGAGCUGAACGAGGAAGGACACAAGCUGAUGAUUGUUCACCAGGAGCGGCUGGGGCGCAGUCUGGACAGGCUGUCCACUGAACUCUACAGCAAAGACACACACUUUGUUCUGGAACUGAUUCAGAAUGCCGAUGAUAACAGCUACCCGACAGAGGAGGGCCCUGUCCCUGCACUGGCCUUUGUUGUAGAGAAAGACUGUGUGACUGUCCUGAACAACGAGACCGGCUUCCAGGAGAAAAACAUCCGGGCCAUCUGUGAUGUAGGCCGCAGCACCAAGGGCAAACACAAAUAUGGAUACAUAGGUCAGAAGGGUAUAGGUUUUAAAUCUGUGUUUAAGGUGACGGACUGUCCUGAGAUCCACUCUAAUGGAUUCCAUCUACGCUUCGACAAGACCAGUGGCCCAAUGGGAUACAUCUUGCCACACUGGGUCAAUGGCGAGAGAUCGCUCCACACACAGCUGGUCAACCACACAGACACUAGCUGGACCACUAAGAUCUGUCUGCCCCUGCGCUCUGAGAGCUACCAGACCAGAAACCUGUUCCACGACGUACACCCCUCUCUUCUUCUAUUCCUACAUCGCCUGCGUUCUAUUACCAUCUACAACCAGCCUGAGAACCGUGUGGUGACUAUGACACGUCGAGAUCUGAGUCAUAAUGUCCUGGAGGUGGAACACACUGAGGGAACAGAACGCUGGCUGGUGGUCAAACACACAGUGCACCCUACUAAGAUCAAGGAAGAAGUGGAUUCGACGGAGCUCGCCCUGGCCUUUCAGCUGGGUGAUGACAUCAGAGCUCCGCCACAGAAGCAGCCAGUCUUCGCCUUCCUGCCGCUCCGAAGCUUUGGCUUUCGCUUCAUCAUCCAAGGUGACUUUGACAUCCCUUCUUCUCGAGAGGAUGUGGACAGAGACAGCUUAUGGAACCAACAGCUCCGAUCAGAGAUCCCUCAACUGUUCUUGAAUGCCAUGGAUGUCUUCACUAAUCACCCAGAGUUCAGUGGGCUGAAGGGCUUAUGUCACUUCCUGCAAUUCGUCCCACUGCCUGACGAGGUGAUGGACUUCUUCAAGCCUGUCGCAGGGCAGAUUAUACAGCUGCUCAAAGGAAAGGCCUUCCUACCCACACUCAAAGCAGACGGCUCUGUGGACUACAAGCUGCCCUCCCAGGUCGCUGUGUGUCAGGACACGGUCAUUCGCAAUGUGAUUGGUGAAGAGGAGCUUAAUAGGCACCUGUCUCUGGCCUAUCUGCAUCCAGCCCUGCUGCCAGCCCCUCCACUAUCCCUGCUCUCACAUCUGGGAGUACGACACCUAAGGGGAAGUGAUGUCACCACUGUAACAACCGCCAUGGCCAAGGAGCUGCUGCACGGAGAGGGCAUCAACUCAGACUCAGGUCUGCGUCGGCUGGCCAGGUUGUUGGUGUGUAAUUUCCGUGCACUGGAGCAGGGCUACGGAGAGACAGACUCCAUCUUGACCACCCUCCGAGAUCUACCCAUAAUCCCCCUGGCUGAUGGGAGCAUGGUGGCGCUCAGCGGGCAUGGAGUCUUUUUCCCCGUGACUGAGACCAAGAGUGCCAGCAACACAGGCGUGUAUGGUGAUCUGUACAGGGAUGUGUGUGUGGUGCAUCCAUCCCUGCUGUCCUGUGUGGAACCACUGGAGGGCCAGCAAAUCAGAGAGCUGCUUAGAAGACUGGGAGUCCACGAGUUAGAGCCAGAACAACUGCUACAACAGCACAUAUACCCUGCGCUGAAGAACAACACAUGGAAGUCCAAGCCAGUUGAGGUAGUAGUAAGCUACCUAGUUUUCAUCAAGCAGCACUCAUCCCCUCCGGAGUACACGCACCCAGACACUGUAAUACCUGUGCUGACCACAAGGGGGCUGCUCUGCCCGGCUGAACACAGAGUACACUUCUCUACGCAUUACGGCAAUAUGGACCUGCCCAACAAGCUGCCAGGUGUGGACUGGGUGUUGCUGAACAGCUGUUAUGUGGAGACGGAUGGAGACGUGGCUGGAUGGAGGGAUCUGUUCAUCAGGCUGGGAGUCCAAGACAGACUCAUACUGCGGAAAGAGAGACGCACCUUCACUGCUAAAGAGCUGGCCUCCAGUCCGUGGGCGCUGGAGAGUAAGUUGUGGCAGUGUGGAGCAGGAAGGGUCGGAGGACCAGAGGAGGGAUGCGUCCUGGACGACUACCCCUGUGAGGAGCUCCACUCCCUGGUCACGGCUCAGCUUCCUGCUUCAGUCCUGGUGGAGCAGAGACGAACCCUGUUGGAGCUACUGGACGCCAACUGGGACACCGGUGACCGGUACUCUCAGUACAUCACAGCCCAAUUGAUUGACAGUGAAGGGCGACCAACUAAGACCACCAAGUCAUCCUUCUUCCACUUCCUGUCAGACCUCCCCUGGGUGCCGGCCUAUCGUCUGGAGGCAGGGACAGAGGGACAAAGAAAGGCGGAGUAUCUGUGUCCUAACAAAGUCUAUCUCUUCUCACCGGCGGUGUACAGUCUACUGGGGACUCAUACCAGUUACCUGGACAUGACCCCCAGCGAGUUCACCAGGACUCUGGGUAUGAAGAAAAAUAUCAAUGUCGAGGAACUGAUUGGCUAUCUGAAGAUGUGGUGUGUAAAAACAUGCUCAGAAAUUGGUGAAGAGGGGCAGGAGGAGGAGCCAGAGGGAUCAGAGUUCAGCUCCACAGUAGAGCACAUCCACAAAAUGUACUCCUUCCUGUACAACAACUGUUCUCAGACCAGUCUCAAAGAGCUCUUUGAACACACCCCAGCUGUGUUUAUAGAGUACCACAGGAAUGGAGAGUGGUGUUCUGGUAGGUUCUACCACCUGAAGGAGGUGUGUUGGACAGACCCCACUGGGAUGUUUGUCCGGUAUCGGGAGUUGACCCGUAGAACUGAUAGCAUCGUACAAGAGCCCAGAGUCCUGGCCCCAUUCUACAGCCAACUGGAUGAUAUGAGGAACCUCUUUAAACAAUUGAAUGUGGAACGCACCCCAUCCAUGCUACAGUAUGUAGGUUUACUGGAGAUGGUGUGUGACUCCUGUCCUCUUCCUACUGGAGACAUUCUCAGAGAUGUGUCCAUACUCUACGCCAGGUUGGCUGACAAGUGUAAAACCACUGUACCAGGAGACCAGGAGAGUGUCCGACAAAUCAACCCCAGUUAUUGCUCCACAAUGAAGGGUAUGUUGCAGGAUAAGAGGGUGUUCCCUACCAAGGACAACAGCUGGGUAACUCUAGCCCGCAGACCCAUGAUCCCAGACAGUAAAGACCUGGAGAAGAUCUUCAAGGCCCACCAGCAGGUGUGUCUGCUCAACCUGCCUCCAGCAGAGAGGAGGCCAGCCCCCAGGGCCAAGAAUGGACCAUCUCCAGGUCGGUCUGUCAUUGCGGGGGAGUUCAGCGAGGAGGAUAGGAGUCUGUUCCUGGAAAUCUGUGGCAUACGCUUUCUCUCCCAGUGUGUCAGUACCGAGGCACAGACUGAGAACUACAGACCAUGCCCCCAAAUGCAGAGCCUGGUGCGGUCUGUGGUUCCAUACAUCCAGAGGUUCCUCUACCACCAUGAUGACCUUCAGGAACUCUACUGCGAACUGCAGGACAACAACAUCUCACAGACCAUCAGACAGCUCACCUACGGCCAGGUGGGCAAGCUGUACACCCGCUACCUUCUGUCUGUGAGCGAUGACGAAGAACCCCUGAUUGAGAUGGAGAACGUCAUCUGCCUGCUGAAGGACAACAAGGAACUUUACAUCCAGAAAGACCACCUCUCCGCCAAGCUGGACAUCUGCAGAGAGCUGGUAAAGCUUUUCAGUUCCAAGAGCAGUCACAGGAAGGAUCUGGUUUUCUUCCUGAGCGGUCUGAUGACAUCACUGCACGAGCCUGCAGCUCUGAACAGGUUCCUUCAGAAGGAGUGUCCAGGAGAACUGCCCAGUGAGCAGGAGCCCUGGGAGGUCCCGCCGCCUGCGGUCCCUCUACAGCCCCAACCAGGUCCAUCGUUAGGGGUCCGGGCCGUCUACACCCCAGAACAGGAGUUCCAACCUGAGCAAGAGGAUGGAGAGCAGACGUUGAUGUGCUGGCCUCCGAGAGCCGGUCUCUCCAACACCGCUGCCAAUCGCCCAGAACGCCCGGGGGCAGCCGGAGCGGUGGAGGCGGUGAUGAAGAUGUGGCCUCCUCCGGCCGAACCCCAAGACGCCCCCAUCUCCCUCCAAAGCCCCAGAGAGAGGGCCGUAGUGAGAGAGGGUGCCCCGAGUCACAGCCAUGACCCAGCGGAGCACCUUCUACCGCAACACACCGACCACGCUCAUCCCAGCCGCCUGGAAACCAUGGCAACCCCCACAGCACCGCAGCCAACAGAGCCCAGUGGAUCUGAAGCAGUGGCAGCAGGGCCACAGUCGGAGGGUGACACCGGAAGAACCAGCCAUCUCCCUGAAGGAGGCUUGGGUCAGACCGCCCAACCCACCCAGCACUCCACCGUUCCAGAAGGGGUGGUGUCCAGUGUGUUCAAGGGAACCAAGCGUCCUCCCCUGGCCCUGGACUCACCUGUUUGGGCCAAACCUCUGGCUCACCAUGCCCUCCUGGAGGACCUGCAGCUUAACUGCCAGAAACCGCCUACGGUGGUGUUUUCUGACGACCAGGGGGACAUGGUUGCCAUCGGGGAGUGGGGCGAGCAGCUGGUCUUCUCCUUCCUCUGUCACUGGAGAGACAGCCAGGCCCCAGGGAGACCCAGCCUGGUCACCUGGUAUAACCAGCAUGGUGAGAGCGGCCAGCCCUGCGACUUCAGACUCACCUUCAGCCUGACGCAGGAGGCAGGAGAGGGGGAGGAAAGAGAUGAGAGACUAGUUAAGAAUGAGCAAACGAUGGCUGUGAAAGAGGUGUUUGUGGAGGUGAAGUCGACAGUGAAGAAGAACAGAGCGUUCGUUCACCUCUCGGCCAACGAGCUGGACUUUGCCUUGAGGGAGAAGGAGAGGUAUCACAUAUUCCGGGUGUACAACGCAGGCGAUUCAGAAAAUGUCCGCCUGUGUCGCAUACAGAACCUGGCUCAACACCUCCAUGCGAAGGACCUGGAGCUCUUCCUCUUUGUCUAGGAGAGACACUGGGGCAGCCUAUUUCCAACAUAGUAUCAUAAGAAGUCCACUAUAGGGCUUUCCCUACAUAGUAUCACGACCAUGAUAGGGAAUAUGAUGCCAUUUUAGAUUAUGCAAAUGUUUAGCUUCCUAAAUGUGUUUUAAUUGUACCUCCGGUAACAUUAAGGUGUGUGGAACAUGCCGUUUCAUACCAUAUAGAUGCCCUAUUUGUUCUGUUUAAUACAGUUGUUGUUCUAGAUUUUGUCUCGUAAGCCGUUUUUAUACUUUCUUAGAGUUAGAGGAGCAAAGCACUGGUUUAUAAAACAGUCACUACUCUACACUGGGUGCAGAGACAAGAAUUGUAUCAGCAAAUUAAUCUGACUUUAGAAAUGUGGUUCAUUUUUACAGUAUCCCUUUGGUAACAUUUGUAUUGAUGUUUUUUCUAGUUAAUUCCAUUCCCUACUGUUUAUCGUGUGAGGUGUUUAUCUACCUGACACUGUCAGAAAGGAUUGAGUUUCUAUGCUUUCUCCAUUGUACCAGUCUGAACUGUAGAACAUAUUUAGGUUGUACCUUUACUGGUAACAUGUUGGUAUCUGGGUCCACACUGCUUUUUAAACAACCUUUUUAAAUGCACUGAUUUCAUUUUAAAUAAUAUUUUAGAGUUGGAAGACUAAUUCCAACUGAUUUAGUUUAAGUCAAGGUAGAGUAAUAAAACCUGUUUCAUGACCUUCCCUGUUCUGUUAAAAAGUCACCCUGGACUGUGAGUUUUGUUUCACACUUUCAAAACAGAGAUGAUGUAUUUCAUGCAACUGUUGAUUUUCUUUUAAUCAGUUCUCAAUAAUGAAGAAAUCUGAACUGUUGAAUGUCUUUUAUUUUUUUACAAUUUUUCUUAACAUUCCUUUGAAAAAUAAAAACAUAUUUCUAUGUAAUAUAGAA
Molecule: messenger RNA, 10606 nt
Organism: Esox lucius (northern pike)
Lineage: Eukaryota; Metazoa; Chordata; Actinopteri; Esociformes; Esocidae
Exons: 49
Coding region: 215-9691 (3158 amino acids)
Source: RefSeq, a predicted model, not a curated record